AAAGAGGUGUCUAACUGCCAAUAACAAAAAGGACCUCAUUUAAGUUUGUCUCGUUCGAUUUAAUUAAAUAAAUAAUAAGAAUUUAUUUAAAAUAUUAUAAUUAAUUCAUAAUUUUUUUUAAAAAAAUAUUAUGUCAAAAUAUAAAAUAUUCUCAACUCUCUUCCACGCUACUCUCCCCAUCUUUUGUUCUUCAUCUGUAAGCGUAUCCAAAUCAAUCAUCUUUCACGUUUUUCUCUCCGUCUCUGUAAGCAUGUAAAUUAAAAUACUUUCUCAUAAACACCUUCUCAGAUGCCUUGCAAAAUAUUAAACUUUUUUAAUAUAUAAAAAUAUAAAAAAGGUUUUUGUCAUCAAAUACAUAAAAAUAUAAAAAUUUAUUUAAAUUUGUUAAAUAUUUUAAAAUAUUAUAUCAAAUUAAUAUAUAUUAUAUAUAAUUUAUCUCACUAAUUACCUUAAGUUAAUAAUAUAUGGGAGAGCUCAUAACUAACUACAUAUCUUAAAAUUAUUUACUAGGUUUGGGCUUUCGGUGGAGAUUAAACCUUUGUUCGUCUAAAGGACAAAAGAAAACCAAAUUAAGUCCAUUACAAUAAAGUAAUAUAUAUAUAUAUAUAUAUAAUAUGAUUUUCGGAGAUCUUUACACCAAAGUUUCCUUAUUUUAACCCCGUUACACUUGUUAAUAAUUUUAACUCCAAUUCUCCUAGGAGACAAGCUCAACCAAGGAUAGGAAAGUAGUAUGAGUGGAUAACAAAACACACUUUUCACUCUCUGCGUUCCUUAUUUUGCUCUUCUUUCACUGCACCACCCAGAAUCCGAAGAACAGAAAUGGCUACUUCAACCCCAACGCCCGCUUCGCUUUCCUUCUCCUCAUCGUCCCUUUUCCUCUCUUCUUCCUCCACCAAACUCCCCCGCCUUUCUCUCUCCUUCAAAACCUCCUUAAAGCCCAACCUCUGCAUUGCUUCCCAACUUUCCACAGUCCCCAUUCUGUCCUUCGCCGGCGAAAAAAUCGGCGAAACCUAUCUCGACCUCAAGUCGGCACCACCCGAAACCGCUCGAGCCGUAGUUCACCGGGCAAUCAUCACGGACCAACAAAACAAGCGACGUGGCACCGCCUCCACCCUCACCCGCGGCGAAGUCCGAGGUGGUGGGAAAAAACCCUACCCCCAGAAGAAAACCGGGCGGGCCCGUCGUGGGUCUAUGCGCAGCCCUCUGCGGCCCGGCGGAGGUGUUAUCUUCGGGCCCAAACCUAGAGACUGGUCAAUUAAAAUCAACAAAAAGGAAAAGAGAUUGGCGAUUUCGACGGCAUUAUCCAGUGCUGCCCAGAACACGAUAGUUGUGGAGGAAUUCGGGGAUAAAUUUGAGAAACCGAAGACGAAAGAUUUUAUUGAGGCGUUGAAGAGGUGGGGAUUGGACCCGAAGCAGAAAUCGAUGUUUUUGAUGAUGGAAGUGCCGGAAAAUGUGAAUUUGUCGAGUCGGAAUAUCGGGACUUUGAGAAUGUUGACGCCGAGGACGCUUAAUUUGUUUGAUAUCUUGAAUUGCGAUAAUCUGGUGUUGACUCCGGAUGCAGUGGAUUAUUUGAAUGGAAGGUAUGGGGAAGAUUAUGAAGGGGACACUGAAGAUGAUGAUGAUGAAGAAGAAGAAGAAGGAGGAGGUGAAGAGGCAGAUGAGAAUGCUGAUGCAGCACAAUGACCUCCUCUUCCCUCAGUUAACCUAUAAGCCAUCACAUCUCGCAUGGCCUGAUUAUUUUUCUGCUGUGCCUAAAUCAACAAUUCUUGCAGGCUAGUUUUGGUAAAUUUUUUUAGUGUAUUAUUUCUGUAUCUUUGCACAUCUGUACAAAUUUGUAUCUAUUUAGUUCAUCAAUGUUGUAACAUUCUUCCAA
Messenger RNA from Theobroma umbraticum, 1873 nucleotides. RefSeq names its product ribosomal protein L4 (gene RPL4). Lineage: Eukaryota; Viridiplantae; Streptophyta; Magnoliopsida; Malvales; Malvaceae. Gene Ontology annotation, molecular function: structural constituent of ribosome. The record is from RefSeq and is a predicted model, not a curated record. Gene Ontology annotation, cellular component: ribosome. Gene Ontology annotation, biological process: translation.